Messenger RNA from Nerophis lumbriciformis (worm pipefish), 1362 nucleotides. The record is from RefSeq and is a predicted model, not a curated record. Lineage: Eukaryota; Metazoa; Chordata; Actinopteri; Syngnathiformes; Syngnathidae.
AUGACAGAGCUAAGGCACCGUGGAGCCAAAGACACCGAGGCGACGUUAGAACAACAGCCGUCCGAGGACAAGGGUUCAGACAGUGAGCUGAGGCUGGAAAAAGAUGGCGGAUCAGAUAGUGACCCCAAAGUGGACACAGGGGUCCCUGAGGUUCCAGUGCCAGCCGAUGACACACCAGAGGUGUUAAAUAAAGCCUUGUCCGGACUCUCCUCAAGAUGGAAGAACUGGUGGGUUCGAGGGAUCCUUACACUGGCCAUGAUUUCCUUCUUCUUCAUCAUCAUCUACUUGGGCCCCAUGGUGCUUAUGAUGAUUGUCCUGUGUGUUCAAAUUAAAUGCUUCCAAGAAAUCAUCACCAUCGGUUACAGUGUUUACCACUCGUACCAUCUGCCAUGGUUCAGGACACUCAGUUGGUACUUCUUGCUCUGUGUCAACUAUUUCUUCUAUGGCGAGACGGUCACAGAUUACUUCUUCACACUAGUGCAAAGGGAAGAGCCACUUCGUAUCCUCAGCAAAUACCAUCGCUUUAUCUCUUUUGCCCUCUACCUCACAGGUUUUUGCAUGUUUGUGCUGAGUUUGGUGAAGAAGCACUACCGCCUUCAGUUUUACAUGUUUGGCUGGACUCAUGUGACUCUGCUGAUUGUGGUGACUCAGUCUCACCUCAUCAUUCACAACCUGUUUGAAGGGAUGAUCUGGUUCAUUGUGCCAAUUUCCUGUGUGAUCUGUAAUGAUAUUAUGGCCUACAUGUUUGGUUUCUUCUUUGGCCGCACCCCUCUCAUUAAGCUAUCACCAAAGAAGACAUGGGAGGGAUUCAUCGGUGGAUUCUUCUCGACCAUUUUGUUUGGCAUCAUGCUCUCCUACGUGAUGGCUGGCUAUCGUUACUUCGUAUGUCCAGUUGAGUUCAACAACGAUUCCAACAGUUUCCAGGUGGACUGCGAGCCACCUGAACUUUUCCAGCUACAGUACUACACCCUCCCCAGCGUCCUACAGUCGGUCACUGGAUGGACCACGGUUCGUCUCUAUCCAUUCCAGAUCCACAGCAUCGCGCUGUCCUCAUUUGCCUCAAUCGUCGGCCCCUUUGGUGGCUUCUUUGCCAGCGGCUUUAAGAGGGCCUUUAAGAUAAAGGAUUUUGCCAACACUAUUCCUGGACAUGGUGGUAUAAUGGACCGAUUCGACUGCCAGUACCUUAUGGCCACAUUUGUAAAUGUCUACAUUGCUAGUUUUAUCAGGGGCCCCAACCCUAGCAAGGUGAUUCAGCAGCUCUUGGCACUUCGCGCCGACCAGCAACUCUACAUUUUUAAUUCUCUGAAGGCUCACCUCAUCGACAAGGGCUUGCUGCCCGCAUUGGACGAGGCUGCCGCCUAG